Melanotaenia boesemani (Boeseman's rainbowfish) is the source of this 8374-nucleotide messenger RNA. It is a transcript of the gene otofa, whose product is annotated as otoferlin a. The transcript is spliced from 47 exons. Gene Ontology annotation, cellular component: presynaptic active zone membrane; synaptic vesicle membrane. The record is from RefSeq and is a predicted model, not a curated record. NCBI's taxonomy places the organism in Eukaryota, Metazoa, Chordata, Actinopteri, Atheriniformes, Melanotaeniidae. Gene Ontology annotation, molecular function: calcium ion binding; AP-2 adaptor complex binding. Bases 216 to 6374 code for a protein of 2052 amino acids. Gene Ontology annotation, biological process: plasma membrane organization; synaptic vesicle priming.
AGUAGAACAUGUUGACCUGCUAUUAAUAUAGUUUUCUCUCUCUCUUUAAUAGCAUAUUUUAAGUAUCCUCAUGCUGCCCGAAAGAAAAGCGUUUUUUUGGUUACAGCGAAUCCAGACCCAAGCAGAGGCUCAUCUAAAACAACAGUGAUUGCACCAAACCGGUUUAAGUUUUAUCUGUGUGGAGUAAAAUUACUCCCCCCGAACAGCGUGGACUAAUGAUGGCCUUAGUGGUUCACCUGAAGACGGUGGCUCAUCUUCGUGGGAAAGGUGAGAGGAUCGCAAAAGUUACAUUCAGAGGUCUGCCUUUCUACAGUCGAGUAGCAGAAAACUGUGAGGACGUGGCUCAUUUUAAUGAGACAUUUCGAUGGCCCAUUGCCAGCAGGCUGGAUGGAAAUGAGAUGUUGGAGAUCCAAGUUUACAAUUACAGCAAAGUCUUCUCGAACAGACUGGUCGGGACUUUCUGUAUGGUUCUUCAGAAAGUAGCUGAAGAGGGACAGCUGGAGUUGACUGAUACUCUCAUUGAUGACAACAACACAUCAAUAAAGACCAGUGUCAACAUCGAGAUCAGAUACCAGCCGAUGGAUGGCAUGGUGGGAACAUGGAGUGAUGGAGAGUUCUUGGAGGUACCUGACGACCGUGAUGGGAUGUUUGCCUUUGAAACAGACAGCUUGCUGUCUGGACAAAGCCACGGGUCGGGGACGUCCCCUGGACGAUCUUUACAGGGGUCCAUACCAACCUUCAGAAAAGCAGGGAAGGGAGUUUUCUCAGCCAUGAAACUUGGCAAGAUCAAGAGCUCUAGAGAUGACCACAAGAGAGGAGCAGAUGAGCCAGCUAUCCUGGACAUGGAAGAUCUGGACAAGAAAGCUAUUCGUCUUGCCGGGACAUUAGACCCAGACACUAUCUCUUUGGCCUCUGUGACUGCUGUCACCACCAAUGUUUCCAACAAAAGGUCAAAGCCAGAUAUCAAGAUGGAACCCAGCUCAGGAAGACCAGUGGACUAUCAGAUCUCCAUCACAGUUAUUGAGGCUCGACAGCUAAUAGGCCUCAACAUGGACCCCGUGGUGUGUGUGGAAAUUGGAGAUGACAAGAAGUAUACGUCAAUGAAGGAGUCCACCAACUGUCCAUACUACAAUGAGUAUUUUGUCUUCGAUUUCCACGUUCCUCCUGAGGUCAUGUUUGACAAGAUCAUCAAGCUCUCUGUUAUUCACUCUAAAAACCUUUUACGGAGUGGGACGUUGGUGGGAACCUUUAAGAUGGAUGUUGGAACUGUUUACUUCCAGCCUGAACACCAGUUUUACCACAAAUGGGCAAUCAUGUCUGAUCCUAACGAUAUCACAGCGGGGUGCAAAGGAUAUAUAAAAUGUGACAUUGCUGUGGUGGGGAAGGGUGACAACAUCAAGACCCCACACAAAGCCAAUGAGACGGAUGAGGAUGACAUAGAGGGAAAUCUGUUGCUCCCAGAGGGUAUACCAGCAGAGCGACAGUGGGCAAGGUUUUAUGUAAAGAUCUAUCGUGCUGAAGGACUACCUAAAAUGAACACCACCAUCAUGGCUAAUGUGAAAAAGGCCUUCAUAGGAGAGAAUAGAGACCUGGUGGACCCCUAUGUUCAAGUGCAAUUUGCUGGUCAAAAGGGAAAGACAUCAGUCCAGAAGAGCAGCUAUGAACCAAUCUGGAAUGAGCAGGUCAUCUUUACCGAGCUGUUCCCUCCUCUCUGCAAAAGAAUCAAGGUCCAAAUACGAGACUCGGAUAAGGUCAACGAUGUUGCUAUAGGAACCCACUUCAUUGAUCUACGCAAGAUAUCAAAUGAUGGUGAUAAAGGUUUUUUGCCGACACUGGGCCCAGCCUGGGUCAACAUGUAUGGCUCCACCCGUCAGUACACGCUGAUGGACGAGCAUCAGGACCUGAAUGAUGGACUUGGAGAAGGAGUUUCCUUCAGAGCACGCCUCCUGCUUUCUGUAGCUGUGGAGAUUCUGGACACCACUUCACCUGAGAUCAUCAGCUCCACUGAGGUUCAAGCAGAGACUGUCUCCAACAUCUCAGAGAGCGCAACGGGAAAAAUGGAAGAGUUCUUCCUCUUUGGCUCCUUCCUGGAGGCCACCAUGAUCGACAGGAAGAUUGGUGACAAGGCGAUCAGUUUUGAAAUCACAAUAGGUAACUAUGGCAACCAGAUAGAUGGAGUGAGCAAAUCAUCCUCAACAAAGAAAAAAAAGAAAGAUGGGGAGAAUGAAGAGGAGGAGAGUGAGUUGAUCCACAAUUCCAGCGAGGACGAGGCGGACGAGGAUGGGGAAUUUGUCUCAGUCUCCUCAACACCUCUCAUGAAGCCUGUCAUCACCGACAGAAACUACUUCCAUCUCCCCUAUUUUGAAAAGAAGCCAUGUGUCUAUAUUAAGAGCUGGUGGCAGGACCAGAGAAGACGACUUUACAAUUCUAAUAUGAUGGACAAGAUAGCAGACAAGCUGGAGGAGGGUUUGAAUGAUGUUCAAGAGAUUAUUAAAACAGAGAAGGCCUUUCCAGAGCGCAGACUCAGGGGAGUACUGGAGGAGCUCAGUGUCAGCUGCAGUCGGUUUGUGACACUAGCCAACAAGGAUGUGAACCAGUCAGGCAGAACCAAACUUGAUCGAGAACGGCUCAAAUCCUGCAUGAGGGAGAUGGACAGCAUGGGUCAGCAGGCCAAACAGAUCCGUACCCAGGUAAAGAAAAACACAAUCAAGGACAAGCUCAAGAUGGCGCAGAACUUCCUGCAAAGGAUCCGUUUUCUGGCUGACGAGCCUCAGCACAGCAUCCCAGAUGUUUUCAUCUGGAUGAUGAGCAACAACAAGCGCAUCGCUUAUGCGCGGAUUCCUUCCAAAGACAUCCUGUACUCCAUCGUGGAUGAGGAAACUGGCAAAGACUGUGGAAAAGUCAAAGCUGUCUUCCUCAAGCUGCCUGGAAAGAAAGGAUUCGGUCCUGCAGGCUGGACGGUUCAAGCUAAGCUGGAGUUGUAUCUGUGGCUGGGCCUUAACAAACAACGGAAGGAUUUCCUUAGUGGACUCCCAAAUGGUUUUGAAGAGAUUAAAGCCUCGCAAACAGGUCCUGGUCUUCACUCCAGCCCCCCUGUCUGUCUCGUCUACAACAUGAAGCAGGUGUUUCAGCUGAGAGCGCACAUGUACCAGGCCCGAAGUCUGUUCGCUGCCGACAACAGUGGGCUUUCCGACCCCUUUGCUCGAGUCUUCUUCUCCACACACAGCCAAGUUACUGAGGUUCUCAGUGAGACUCUUUGUCCCACGUGGGACCAGCUGCUGGUGUUUGAUGAUGUAGAGCUGUUCGGGGAGGCCAGUGAGCUGAGAGAUGACCCUCCAAUCAUUGUGGUUGAGCUCUAUGACCAGGACACUGUGGGUAAAGCAGAGUUCAUAGGUCGGACAUUUGCAAAGCCCACCAUCAAGAUGUGUGAUGAGCAUUACAGCCCCCCAAGAUUUCCACCACAGCUGGAGUACUACCAAAUAUACAGAGGGAACUGCACUGCUGGGGAGCUGCUGGCCGCCUUUGAGUUACUACAGAUACCCUUUGACGCUGAAGAGAUCAGGCGUGCUCUUAUCGCUGUCCAUAACUUUGCUGUUCCACAAAUAAAGAUUGGUCCAGGAGGCAGGGCUGACCUUCCCCCACUCGAAGGACCAACAGACUCAGAGCGUGGACCCAUCCUGCCUGUCCCGCUGGGCAUCCGACCUGUUCUGAGUCGCUACCGCAUAGAGGUUUUGUUCUGGGGAUUAAGGGACCUGAAGAGGAUCAACUUAGCACAGGUGGAUCGACCCCGUGUAGACAUAGAGUGUGCAGGUCGUGGGGUUCAAUCGGCCCUCAUUCAGAACUACAAGAAGAAUCCCAACUUCAGUACCCUGGUGAAAUGGUUUGAGGUGGACCUUCCAGAAAAUGAGCUACUUCAUCCUCCUCUUAAUAUCCGAGUGGUGGACUGCAGAGCAUUCGGCCGCUACAUCCUAGUGGGGUCCCAUGCUGUUACUAGCCUGAGACGUUUUAUCUACAGUCCUCCAGAUAAGACGUCCAAUAACUGGACCACUGCAGCUAAGCUAAUGAAUGGCUACAUGGUCCUAACCAAUGGCGGCUCCCAGCCUCGCUCCUCACCCAGCCUUUCUUCCCGCACCUUCUCUCGCCCCGCAGGUGACAUCAUUGUCAACUUGGACUCAGAGCCUCCCAUCCGAAAAAUGGAAACGGUCGUCAAGUUAGAUGCUAUGUCUGAUGCUGUUGUGAAAGUUGACAUGACUGAUGAAGAGAGUGACAAAGAAAAAAAGAAGAAAAAAAAGAAGAAGAAGGGUGCCAUAGAGGAAGAGGAAGAGACAGACGAGCGUGUGCUGGACUGGUGGUCCAAAUAUUUUGCUUCAAUAGAGACACUGAAGGAGACCCUCAGAGCCCAGGAGGCAGCUCAGGCAGAAGCAGAGGAGAGAGAAGACCUUGAGAUAGCAGCUGAGACCGCAGAUAUCAAACCUGAUGACCUUCUGAAAGGCUCCAAGAUGAAGGAGAAGAGCAAAGAGAAGAAGAGCUCCAAGGAUAAGAAGAGGGGUCAGAAUGCAGAGGGAUCAGAGAAACGACCAAUCAAAGCAAAAGUGGACGAGCUGGUGGUGUACAACAAGGAGCUGGAGAGCGAGUUUGGUCAUUUUGAAGACUGGCUUCAUUCGUUCAACUUGUACAGAGGAAAGGCCGGCGAUGAUGACGAACACGCUCUGGAUGAUGACAGGAUUGUUGGCCGAUUUAAGGGGUCCUUAUGUAUGUACAAGCUACCUCUGUCUGAGGAGAUCACAAGAGAAGCAGGAUAUGAUCCAAAUAUGGGGAUGUUCCAAAGCAUUCCACAUAAUGAUCCAAUUAACGUCCUUGUCCGUGUCUAUGUGGUCAGGGCCACUGACCUUCAUCCUGCUGAUAUCAAUGGGAAGGCUGAUCCAUACGUCGUCAUAAAGCUGGGCAAGUCAGAGGUCAAGGACAAAGAGAACUACAUCUCCAAGCAGCUCAAUCCUGUCUUUGGCAAAUCAUUUGACAUUGAGGCCACAUUCCCCAUGGAGUCGAUGCUAACGGUGUCUGUGUAUGACUGGGAUCUGGUCGGCACAGAUGACCUAAUCGGAGAAACAAAGAUUGAUUUGGAGAAUCGGUUUUACAGCAAAUUCAGAGCCACGUGUGGCAUUUCAUCCAACUACUCUCUCCAUGGAUACAAUAUUUGGAGGGACCCUAUGAAACCCAGUCAGAUCCUGGCUAAGCUCUGUAAGGAAAGUAAGAUUGAUGGACCCCAGUAUGGGCCGGGAGGCAAGGUCAAAGUGGCAAAUCGAAUCUUUAUGGGACCAACAGAAAUCGAGGAUGAAAACGGUCUGAAGAAACAGACUGAGGAACAUUUAGCCCUGACAGUGUUAAACCACUGGGAAGAGAUCCCCAGAGUUGGAUGCAAGCUUAUUCCUGAACACGUGGAGACCAGACCCCUGCUGAACCCUGACAAACCUGGAAUCGAACAGGGACGCAUUGAGAUGUGGGUGGACAUGUUUCCUAUGGAUGUGCCUGCUCCUGGACCUGCUAUUGACAUAUCACCACGGAAACCAAAGAGCUUUGAGCUUCGUGUUAUUAUUUGGAACACUGAUGACGUAAUUCUAGAGGACGAUGCUUUCAUGACAGGAGAGAAGAUGUCUGACAUCUAUGUCAGGGGAUGGCUGAAAGGGCAACAGGAAGACAAACAGGACACAGAUGUGCAUUACCACUCCCUGACCGGAGAGGGCAACUUUAACUGGCGUUUUGUCUUUCCCUUCGAUUACCUUGUGGCCGAGGAGAAGAUUGUUAUCUCCAAGAAAGAAUCCAUGUUUUCCUGGGAUGAAACGGAAUACAAGAUCCCCCCACGUCUCACACUGCAGGUCUGGGAUGCCGACCACUUCUCAGCUGAUGACUUCCUGGGUGCAAUUGAGCUAGACUUGAACCGGUUCCCCCGUGGCGCCAAGACAGCUAAGCAGUGUUCCCUUGACAUGAUCCGAAAUGAGCAUGAGCUGCCGACCAUUUCCAUAUUCAAACAGAAGAGGGUCAAAGGAUGGUGGCCGUUUGUAGCUCGGGAUGAGAACGACGAAAUGGAGCUCACGGGCAAGGUCGAGGCUGAGCUUCACCUGGUGUCAGCAGAGGAAGCAGAGAAAAGUCCUGUGGGGCUGGGACGAAAUGAGCCUGACCCACUAGAGAAACCAAAUCGCCCAGAUACCACCUUCCUGUGGUUCCUGAGCCCGCUGAAAGCCAUCCGCUACCUGGUAUGCAACCGCUACAAGUGGCUGGUCAUCAAGAUCGUGCUGGCCCUGCUGCUGCUCAUCAUGCUGGGCCUCUUCCUCUACAGCAUGCCGGGCUACCUUGUGAAGAAGCUGCUGGGUGCUUAAAUCACUGCUUGGAGGAAGGGAAGGGGAGUAGCCAGAUGAACAGGAGGGGGGUAAUGCUGGCUCAUCCACAAGAAGGGAGGAAUUGUUUUCUCUUUCCCAAACCACUCUGUUGUUUAUUACUAGCUUUCACCUUAGCACUGAGGAGAGGGGUUGACACUGACUGACAUGACUGUUUUCCACCCAAGUAAUAAAAAAAAAAACUGCUUAAUACUAUAAAUCAAUCUGCAACACGCCUCACAUAUCUAACUCUCAAUAUCUGGAUUCCAUCCUUAAACUGACUUAACAGCAAUCAUUUGCCACAAAGUAACCACUGGUUUAACCUUUCCUUGUCUAGCAAUGUUACAUGGCAGUGAAUGUUUAUUUAUCAGUAUAAAGAUUUUUUUUUUCAUUUUUAAUUUAUGUAGUAAGUGAACCUGUUGAUUUGUGGUCAGAUGAUUGCAAGUACAUUCAUUUCAAGUGAUGCUCUUUGAUCUCCCGUUACUGCUACAGCUUCUUAUAUUGGUUAAAAUUAAUAGAGAACAAAUAUAAUAUUUUAGGUAACACUUUAAUACCUCCAAUUCAGUAUUUAGAAGUACUUCAUAAACAUUUGAGAAAUGGUUUUACAACUGGGCAAAGACCUAUAAAUUCUCUAAUCAAUCAUUUGUUUCAUAAACUAUUUCUGAAAUGUUUAAAGAUUGUCCAUAAAUACUAAAAAGAGGAAAUUGUAUUAACGUGUAACCUUUUUUUGAACUGUUAUAGCUCUUGCAAUAUUUGCACACUUAUAUAAGAAUAAGAAUAAAGAAACAUAGAUGUUUAUUUUCCUAAUAAUUUCACUGAGAUUUAGAUCAAGAUAACCACAAAGUGAAUUAAUUAGUUCAUGAACAUUUUGUUGGUUAAACUGCAGUAUUAAAUAUUAAAUCCCUAGAGCAGAAAAGUCAGAGUUGAUCAAGCAAUGUUUGCAAAUAAUUCAACUUUAUAUUUCAGUUUUUAUGAUUAUGUGGACGGUGAAAUCACAGUUAAGCUCAUUUCCAAUGCUGUGUCAGUAUUCUGUUGUUCUUGUGUAAUUGUCUAAAUGCUCUUUAGUCCUCAGACCUGUGUUGUAAUCCUCACUAAUAAGAGCUUCUCAGCAGUGAAAUAAAUUAUUUGCAAAUAUUACUUAACCAGGUCUGCUAACAUUGUCAUAGUACUGAGUAAGAAACAAAUAAUGAACUUGUCAAAUUAAAGUUAAUGUGUUAAUAUGCAUGCAUCAUUAUGAAAACUGACCUGAGAGGUCGUGUGUGUUGGCAUGACUUGUCUUUUCAGCUCAAUGCAAAACAAAUCACCCACCCUGCCGUCCAUGGUGUUACAGAUGCAAUGAAGAUUUCAUGGAUAUUUGAUUAAAGUGCACUUGAGUGGAGUUCUAAAAAGAGUGGGUCUAAAAAAAUUGACUGCCUCCACCUUAGAAAACAUUCUGUAUGAUGUCCAUUCCAACUUAUCUGUGGUUGACCUCAUUUGUGUUGCAGUCUUUGUUGGGGAAUCACUUAAUAUAAUUUUGGUUUGCACUAAUUUAAAUUUGCCUGUUUUUACCUUGAAUUUGUGUAUUUUAAUGUAUUGAAAUAUGUGCAAUAUUUUUGUUUGUUUUGACUAUUUGAAAUAAACUGAAUUCCACGAAUGACAUGUUUAAAAAGUGGUAAAAUGGUCAUUUCAUAAUAAUUAUCACUGGAGCUGCACAGUUUUUUCAGCUCAUCCGUUUGCUUCAGUCCCACUAGUCUCACCGAGUUGUGUUCCACUGCAGUGACUGUUUAAGUAAAAAAAAAAAUGCUUGCCAGCACUGAGCAGAAAAACAGGAUCUUAAAUAGAUGGUGAACACAGAGACGUUUUCUGUUGUUUGACUUCUGAAUCUCUCUGUGCAGUCGACCCAACACCAGCAUGUCAUGGUUGCUGAGCCCAUGGAGGACAGUGUGUAUCUUGGCCUGGAGGCACUACAAACUGCACUGCGUGGUAUUGCUGGCUGCAGUGAUGAGUCUGCUCUUCCUCGCUCU